GGUACUUCUGUACGUGGCACCGCAACUGCUUAGCCAUGUCCGCAGAGCUGCUGCUUAAGGGAAUACUCUUCUUGAUGAACUUCGUCUACUGGUUCUUCGGAGGCACGACCGCGCUAAUGGGCGUCUACCUCUUAAUGGUGAAGGAACGCAUCCUGCAUCGCUACGUCGAUCUCACCUUCGACCCGGCCGUGUUCUUCAUCGUCGUCGGCUGCCUCGUCUUCGUGAUAGCCGGACUCGGCUGUGUCGGAGCCCUGCGCGAGAACACGCGCUUCCUCUGCCUGUACGGCUUUUGCCUGUCUGGUAUCGUGAUUGCAGCCUUCUUCGUGGCUGUGCUGACUGUUUUGUGGCCCACGCUGAGCCCGUCCAACAGCUCGCGCCUCGAGAAUGUUCUGCGGCGUGCCAUAAUCAUCUACAGGGACGACCCGGACAUGGAAAACCUAAUCAACACGCUCCAGUCGUCGCUGCGCUGCUGUGGCAUCACCUCCCGGGGCUACCUGGACUGGCAGCACAACGCCUACUUCAACUGCUCCCAGUGGAACCCGAGCCGCGAGCGCUGCGGCGUGCCCUAUUCCUGCUGCAGGGGCCGGGGCAGGUUUCCCAACGUUAUGUGCGGCUACGGUGUUACCGACACGUCAAAGAGGUCACCUGCGUCGAUAGAGCGCGCGAUAUACACGCAGGGCUGUUUGCAGGCGUUGUCCGGCUUGGUAAGGGAGAACUCCGUGCUGGUCAGCGUGGUGUCGGCGGUAACCGUGGGGUCGCUCGCUGUGGGCAUCGCCGGCGCCUGGCUUCUCGUAAAAUCGAUUGAUGAGGUCAGACGAGCCGUUAUGCUCCAGACCAUAGCUACGCCCCAGGCACGAACGUCUUGCCUGUAGCCAAUAGUGUGAAUCGAGCUCAUGGGGCUCUCGGAUGCGGAAAUUUUAUAGGCCGCCCAGGGUGGGCGACAUACAUCCUUGUCAUUUUAACAUUCCAACGCUUUUAACUCAUUUAAUGUUUGAAUAUUUAUGCCGUUUACAUUUUUGUUAACUUCUUUUAACUUGGACUGCAGAGACUAAUCUAUUUUAGUACAAGCGAAAUAAAAGCUUGCUUUCAUUAUCUGUCGGUUGUUACUUGCCCAUCUUUUGCCCGUUUUCUCGUUUGAUAAAAUGACCCUGAUGUAGCUAAGAAUGUUCUACUAGGGGUCUACGGCUC
Dermacentor silvarum is the source of this 1188-nucleotide messenger RNA. Its product is annotated as tetraspanin-33. Bases 36 to 872 code for a protein of 278 amino acids. Lineage: Eukaryota; Metazoa; Arthropoda; Arachnida; Ixodida; Ixodidae. Gene Ontology annotation, cellular component: membrane. The record is from RefSeq and is a predicted model, not a curated record. The transcript has a single exon. Gene Ontology annotation, biological process: protein maturation; protein localization to plasma membrane.